Ylistrum balloti is the source of this 486-nucleotide messenger RNA. RefSeq names its product calmodulin-beta-like. The record is from RefSeq and is a predicted model, not a curated record. Bases 1 to 486 code for a protein of 161 amino acids. Gene Ontology annotation, molecular function: enzyme regulator activity; calcium ion binding. The transcript has 4 exons. NCBI's taxonomy places the organism in Eukaryota, Metazoa, Mollusca, Bivalvia, Pectinida, Pectinidae.
AUGUUUCCUAUUUUCUGUUUCCAGUCGGCUCGAUGGCCUCCCCCGACCAAAGCCCAACUUACAGAGUUCAGGGAAGCCUUCAACAUGUUUGACAUCAAUAAGACAGGCAGUGUUACAACCAAAGAGUUGGGAGAUGUUCUCCGAAACAUGGGACAGGAACCGUCGGAAACCGAACUCAGGCACAUGGUGGACGAGGUCGACGAGGAUGGAAGUGGUUCUAUUGAGUUCGAGGAGUUUGUGGAGAUGAUGAUGAACAAAAUCCAUGAAACAGAAUUAGAUGUAGAGCUCAGAGAGGCAUUCACGAUAUUUGACAAAAAUGGCGACGGCUUUAUCGGUCCUAGGGAACUUAAGGAGGUGAUGGCCAUGAUGGGAGAACGACUCACAGAGGUCGAAGUGGAGGCCAUGAUUCGAGAAGCGGACAAAGAUGGCGACGGCAAAGUCAACUACAAAGAGUUUUACGCCAUGGUAAUGAUGGACCCAGCGUGA